AUGGUUGGUUCACUUUUAUUUCGUCGUUUUGCUCUACAUAAACAAUUCACUAUUAAUCAUAUUUAUCGAAGAAUGGUUUCAAAUCAAUCUUCAAAAUAUUUAAUUUCAAAUUCAGCUUAUAAACCAUUUCUUAAUGAAUUAGGUUUAGAAGAAGAAAACUUAGGUGUUUUUGAUGGAAAAUGGUUUGGAAAUGGCGAAUUAAUUGAUUCAAUAAAUCCAUCAACAAAUGAACCAAUAGCUCGUAUUCGUCAAGGUACAGUUGAAGAUUAUCAUCGUGCUGUCGAAUCAUCAACAAAAGCUUAUCAAAUGUGGUCAAAUAUUCCAGCACCAAAACGUGGAGAUAUUGUUCGACAAAUUGGUGAUGAAUUAAGAAAAAAUCUUCAACCACUCGGAAAAUUAAUUUCAAUGGAAAUGGGAAAAAUUCUUCCUGAAGGUGUUGGUGAAGUUCAAGAAUUUGUUGAUAUAUGUGAUUAUGCUGUUGGUCUAUCAAGAAUGUUUGAAGGAAAAGUUUUACCUUCAGAACGACCUGGUCAUAUGUUAAUGGAACAAUGGAAUCCAUUAGGAAUAAUUGGAAUAAUAUCAGCAUUUAAUUUUCCCUGUGCCGUGUUUGGAUGGAAUCAAGCUAUUGCUCUUGUAUGUGGAAAUGUAACACUUUGGAAAGGUGCUCCAACAACUCCUUUAACAAGUAUUGCAACAACAAAAAUAGUAGAACGUGUAUUAACACGUAAUUCAUUACCCGGUGGUUUAUCAUCAAUGAUAUGUGGUGGAACUGAUAUUGGAAAAUCAAUGUGUGAAGAUAAAAGAAUUCCACUUGUAUCAUUUACUGGUUCAUGUCAAGUUGGAAAACAAGUUGCUCAAACAGUUCAAUCACGUUUUGGCAAAACAAUUCUUGAAUUAGGUGGAAAUAAUUGUAUUGUUGUUAUGGAUGAUGCUGAUCUUACACUUGCUAUUCCUGCUAUCUUUUUUGCUGCUGUUGGAACUGCUGGACAAAGAUGUACAAGUGCAAGACGUCUUAUAAUUCAAGAAGGAAUAUAUGAUGAAGUUUUAACAGGUCUUCGUCGUGCAUAUGAACAAAUUGAAUCUCGUAUAGGUGAACCAUUUGAAGAAAAUGUUCUUUAUGGACCAUUACAUACAAAACAAUCCGUUGAAUUAUAUCAAAAAGCAUUAGAACAAGUUAAAAAAAAUGGUGGAAAUAUUUUUUACGGAGGAAAACUUUAUACUGAAAGAAAAGGAAAUUAUGUUCAACCAACAAUUGUUACUGAUCUUAAACAUAAUUCUCCAAUUGUUCAUCAAGAAACAUUCGCACCUAUUCUUUAUGUUCUUAAAUGCAAAACAUUUGAAGAAGCUGUUCAAUGGAAUAAUGAAGUUGAUCAAGGUUUAUCAAGUUCAAUUUUUACUACAAAUCCUGAAUAUUUAUUUAAAUGGAUUGGUCCUAAUGGCUCAGAUUGUGGAAUUGUUAAUGUCAACAUACCAACAAGUGGUGCAGAAAUUGGUGGAGCUUUUGGCGGUGAAAAACAUACAGGUGGUGGAAGAGAAUCAGGUUCGGAUUCAUGGAAACAAUAUAUGAGACGAUCAACCUGUACAAUCAAUUAUUCAAAACAACUUCCACUUGCUCAAGGAAUUAAAUUUGCGUAA
Adineta steineri is the source of this 1635-nucleotide messenger RNA. The record is from the annotation of a GenBank genome assembly. NCBI's taxonomy places the organism in Eukaryota, Metazoa, Rotifera, Eurotatoria, Adinetida, Adinetidae.